Messenger RNA from Rhinocladiella mackenziei CBS 650.93, 1629 nucleotides. RefSeq lists its product as uncharacterized. Gene Ontology annotation, molecular function: nucleobase transmembrane transporter activity. The record is from RefSeq and is a predicted model, not a curated record. The coding region runs from base 1 to 1629 and encodes 542 amino acids. Gene Ontology annotation, biological process: transmembrane transport; nucleobase transport. Gene Ontology annotation, cellular component: plasma membrane. The transcript is spliced from 6 exons. NCBI's taxonomy places the organism in Eukaryota, Fungi, Ascomycota, Eurotiomycetes, Chaetothyriales, Herpotrichiellaceae.
AUGACAUCUGUUGUCAAAAGAGCGUUGCACAAGAUCGAACUUCCAGAGAACGAACAAGGUAAUCGUUGGAGCAAUGAGGACAUUCAACCUGUUCCUCCGGAGCGCCAAACAUGGGGUCCAAUUCAAUUUGUGGAACUCUGGUUUCUCAUCAACCUGAACGUGAGCAGUUAUCAAACUGGUUCAUCUCUGUUGGCUUCGGGGAUGACAUAUUGGCAAGCCAUUAUUGUCAUCCUCGUCGGUAACGCUCUUGCGAGUGGCUUCGCCGUGCUCAACUCAGUAUCCGGGGCCCAAAGUCAUCUGGGCUUUCCGAUCGUUUGCCGAAGUGUUUGGGGCAUGUGGGGUGCGUAUUUCCCGAUCCUGAACCGAAUCUUGACGUCAAUUGUCUGGUACGGUGUGCAGGCAGUCAUUGGGGGUAAGAUGAUCUAUAUCUGCCUUCGCUCAAUCUGGAUGGAUUUAGACGAGCGCAUUCCCAACACCCUGCCCGAAGGCAUUGGGAUCACCACUGCGCAAUUCAUGGGAUAUGUGCUCUUCAACUUCCUCUGCUGCAUCUUCAUAUGGUUCAGGCCUCAACAGCUCCGUCCUUACUUUCACGGUGCAUCUGUGGUCGUCGGGAUCACUUUAAUCUGCCUUUUGGGUUGGGCCGUGGGGACUAGCGACGGGUAUGGAUCGGUCUUCAAUGCCAAAACCACCAUUCCCUCAUCGGAACUGGGUUGGCAAAUGAGCGCAGGCAUCAUGUCUGUCAUCGGGAGCAUCGCCUCUGGCAUAUUGAAUCAAAACGACUUUACAAGAUUUGCAAAGCGCCCGAGCCAUGUCACCUGGACGCAAGGAAUUUCCUUCUUCACGUCCAGUUCCAUGAAUGCUAUCGUCGGCGUUGUGGUCACUGCCGCCACCCAAGAACAAUACGGCCACGGCACUGCACUAUGGGACCCCAGUACCUUGUUCAUGGCCAUCCAGGACCAGGAUGGCUCCGGGGGUCGAGCGGCGACAUUCUUUCUAGGAAUCGUCUUCAUCGUUUCGCAGUUGUCAAUUAAUGUUGUCGGAAACGUGCUGGCUGGUGGACUCGAUGUUGCCAGCGUCUUUCCCAAGUACAUCAACCUCCGACGCGGAGCAUAUGUCCUUGCAGCUCUCUCAGUAACACCAAAUCCAUGGCAGCAACUCUCCUCAGGAUCAACAUUUCUCUCCGUUCUUUCGGCUUAUGCCGUUUUCUUGGGACCUAUGAUCGGUUUGCUCUGCGUCCACUUCUAUAUCAUCCAAAAGAGACGUUUCCACGUGCCCGACUUAUACAUUGGUUCCAAAAAGUCGCUCUACUGGUACUACUACGGCACCAAUUGGCGGACCGUCGUCGCUUGGGUGUGCGCCGUCAUUCCCAGCAUGCCUGGUUUCGUUCAUUCGGUGAACCCUUCACUCCACGUCGGGAUUGGUGCCAGCCGCAUCUUCAGCCUAAGUUUCGUCCUGGGAUUUGUUCUUUCGGCCAUCAUCGCCUGGCUUCUGCACCAGAUCUUUCCGUUCCAAUAUCCCGAGAUAUCGGCUAUCGUGGCUGAAAUGGAUAGCGCAAGCUCCCACGGUGAACCCGUCGAGGCUGUUAUUGAGGAGACAAAGAUGGCGUCUAAAGGAGUACGAAACGUUUAA